Messenger RNA from Juglans regia (Persian walnut), 1707 nucleotides. RefSeq lists its product as uncharacterized. NCBI's taxonomy places the organism in Eukaryota, Viridiplantae, Streptophyta, Magnoliopsida, Fagales, Juglandaceae. Bases 408 to 1358 code for a protein of 316 amino acids. The transcript is spliced from 4 exons. The record is from RefSeq and is a predicted model, not a curated record.
AGUAAUAGUAAGGUCCGGACCGGACCGGAGACUUCCGUCUCUUGCAGGAUCGGACUUUGAUAGUCAUAGCGUCAAACCCGUGCGAAUUCCAUUCUCUCAAGCAUCAAAAUCCAAAACCCUAUUCAUUUUCUGGUUCGGUAUUAUCUCCCACGGAAACAAAACCCUAGAACCCGGAUUCCCUUUGGCCCUUUUGGCUUAUAUUUUAUCUGUACGAAAAUUUCCCCUUCCGAUGCGUGUUCUCUUUUAGCUUUUAGAUACCUAUCUUUAUCUUGUUUUCUAAAAAGAUUAUCGGAAAAUUCAUUUGCUUUACGUGAUUAAUUUUGGAUUUAGUUCUUGGGAGGUGGGGGGUUUGCCCGAGCCGAAGUGUUUUUCCUGAUCCGGAAAAGCCGGUCGAAAUUGUGUUGCAAAUGGGCAAAAAUGCGUUUCUCACAGUUUUUUUCUUGUUUAUGAUUGUUCCCGAUGUUUGCGAUGCUUCCUUACUCUUGAAGUUCAGAAAGCUGGUCGGUGCGGUGACUAAGGAUUCUAGCAUCCCGAGUUCCCCGUCGCCGAGUCCAGUUCCUUCUAACAAUAAAUCGAGUGCUAAGCCAGCCGAUGGGUCAACGAACAACGAACCGGAGCCUCCGGUACCAAUAAAGUCAACCCAGGUGGAUUCCAUGGGUGGAACAACACAAAAGAAGAAGCAUGAGCAGAAGACCAAUGAUUCGCUAGUGCCGAGCACUGACAAGUGUAUAGAGCGGGUGGAUGUGACAUGCAACGACCGUGGGAGCAUGACUGCCUGCAUAAAAAACUAUCAACGCGGGUCCAAAGAAUUGCUUGUUCUAGUCCUCAAUGGAGGGGGGAGCGAUUUGAAAGUGAAUUUUACAGUGGAAAGCAAUAGUACAAUGCUGGAAAUACUCAAACACCAUACUAAUAGGACCAAGAUUUUGUUAACUGAUGACAAAAGCUCCAAACUCAUAUUAAAUGCUGGAAAUGGUGUUUGUGAGCUUCCUGUGGGCCCUCCUGUAGGAGCAAACUUUUAUGUGCGUCUCCCUUCAUUUCACAAUCUGGUGACACCAGUCAAUGGUGCAUACUUCUUGAUCCUUACAGUGCUUGUCUUUGGAGGGACAUGGGCGUGCUGCAAGCUUAGGAAGAGGAGGCAUCCCGGUGGAGUCCCAUAUCAAGAGCUUGAAAUGGGUCUGCCGGCAUCUGUUUCAGCUACAAAUGUGGAAACAGCAGAAGGUUGGGAUCAGGGUUGGGAUGAUGACUGGGAUGAAAAUAAUGCAGUGAAGUCCCAAGGACUUGUAGGAAGCAUUUCUGCAAAUGGCCUUACUUCUAGAUCUUCAAACAGAGAUGGAUGGGAAUAUGACUGGAAUGACUAGUUAUUUGACAGACAAUUGUGGCAGCGGAAAGAGAAAUUUUUGCUAAAAGGUAGGAGAAGUAGCAGAGGAUGUACUAGAAAUUAAAAAAGAAAAAAAAUCAAUGUAGAACAAAUAGGAUCAUGAAAAAAGGAGUACAAAACUUUCCCACGCUUGUGUUAUUUUUGAAUCAAAAGUCGGGCUUUCUUGAUCCUUUCAUGUUAUAGUUGAGGUCUGUACAAAUCUUGUUUUGUUUUAGGAUUUUGAAGCACGGGAGGUAAAAAGUAUUUACCUUUCUGUACCUUAUCUGUACUCAUCUUUAAUUAUAUUUUUUUGGAAAGACUGAAGAGGUGGAGAAUGGAGUUUAAGGUCA